This is a messenger RNA of Hevea brasiliensis (rubber tree), 2112 nucleotides long. Its product is annotated as putative disease resistance protein RGA3. NCBI's taxonomy places the organism in Eukaryota, Viridiplantae, Streptophyta, Magnoliopsida, Malpighiales, Euphorbiaceae. The transcript is spliced from 3 exons. The coding region runs from base 1 to 2112 and encodes 703 amino acids. The record is from RefSeq and is a predicted model, not a curated record. Gene Ontology annotation, molecular function: ADP binding. Gene Ontology annotation, biological process: defense response to other organism.
AUGGCUGACUUUGUCCUGAGUUUCGUAGUAGAUGCAGCACUGUCCAGGGUGGUUUCACUCAUCACUGAUGAAAUCAUCCUGGCUUGGAAUCUUAAGGAUGACUUGAAAGGCCUACAAGAAUCUCUCACAAUGAUUCGUGCUGUGCUUCAAGAUACAGAGGAGCAACAAACGACGAGGGAGCCUGUGAGACUUUGGCUGAAGAAGCUCCAAGAAGCAGCUUAUGAUGCUGAAGAUGUGUUCGAUGAGUUGGCCUAUGAGAAUCUUCGACGGAAGGUUGAAAUGCAAGACCAAUCGGGAAGGGAGGUAAACAAAUUCUUUUCAUUCUCCAAAGGCACUCGUUAUGUUAAAAAAGCUGCAUUUCAUUUCAAAAUGGCACGCAAAGUUAAGAAUAUAAAUGACUUGUUGAAUAAGAUUAAGAAUGAAGCUAUGGGUUUUGGACUUCAAGCUGUAAGUAGAGAUAGAAUAAUGCGUCUAAUCAACUUGUAUCGGGUCACAGAUUCGGUCCUUGACAACCCAGUUGUGGGGAGGGAAGCUAAUGUUGCUAAAAUUGUGAACUUGUUGAGUUGUUCCAGUGAUCAACAAGUUUUUACCAUUGUUCCUAUAGUGGGGAUGGGCGGCUUAGGAAAGACAGCCUUAGCUAAAUUGGGGAAAUGUUGCAAACUCUCAAUGGGUGGGUUGACCAACAAAGAUGCGAUACUUCAGGAGCUUGAAAAGGCAUUAGAGGGGAAAAAAUUUAUACUUGUUCUUGAUGAUGUAUGGAAUGAUGUAGUAACGAGGUGGGAUGAUAAAAAGAUCUGUUCGGAAAAAAUUAGUAAUAACAAUGGAAAUGCUAUUGUUGUCACUACUCGGAGUGAGGAAGUGGCAUCAAAAGUUGAGACUACUACUUCAUUCAGGCAUAAAUUGAAUUUGUUGUCUGAUGAUGACUGUUGGUCCAUUGUGAAGGAAAGAGCGUUCGGAAAUGGACCAUUAAUCUCUCUAGACUCAAACUUGGAGGCCAUUGGAAAGGAGAUUGCAAAAAAAUGCAGAGGAGUGCCGUUAGCUGCAAAAGUUCUCGGCGGGACAAUGGGUUUCAAUAGGGAUAAAAAUGCAGGGUUGUUAAUUGAAAAAAGUGAAGUUCUGAAUGCAUCGCAUAACAAGGAUAAUGUUGUGUCUAUACUAAAACUAAGUUUUGAUCACUUGCCUUUAUACUUGAAGUCAUGUUUUGCAUAUUGUUCAAUUUUCCCAAAAGAUUUUGAGAUUGCAAAAGAAGAAUUAAUUCAGCUUUGGAUGGCUGAAGGUCUUCUUAAGCCAUCUAAUAAAGAUGAAGGCUACAAGUAUUUUAAUGUCUUGCUUCAGAAUUCCUUUUUUCAAAAUGUGGAAAGGGAUCAAUAUGAGAAAAUUAGAUGGUGCAAAAUGCAUGAUCUUGCAUUGUCUUUUUCAAAGUCUGAAACAUUAACUUUGGAGAAUUGUUCAACAAGUGAUGAUAUGUUUUCUAUUCGUCGUUUAUAUGUAAAUCGUGAUAAUACAGCGACUUUAAUGGCAUGUUCAAAAGGGGGUGCUAAGAAGUUGCGAAGUUUAUUCAUAAAGGAUAUUGUCUUUGAUGGGUCUUGGAAGUUGAAAAGGUUGCGGACUCUAAACUUGAACGGUGCUAAUAUUGAAGAGUUGCCAUCUUCAAUUAGCAAGUUGAAACAUUUGAGGUACCUUGACAUCUCAGAGACUAAAAUCGAAGCGUUUCCUGGAUCAAUUACUGAACUCUACGAUUUGCAAACAUUGAGAUUCAUUUGGUGCAAUUCACUUAAGCAGGAGGUUCCUAGAAAUAAAAUGUGCAAUCUGAUCAGCUUCAGGCAUGUCAUAUUUUCUAGAGAUGACCAUAUGCCUUCUAUGGUGGGGCGGUUAACUUGUCUUGAAACACUGCCAUUGUUUGUUGUGAGUCCUAAUAGGGGAGGUAGCAUCCAAGAACUAGAAUGCUUAAACCAGCUAAGCGGGAAGUUGGAAAUAAAUCAUCUUGAGGAGGUGAGUGACAAAGAGGAAGCUAAGAAAUCAAACCUGCAGAAGAAAAUAAAAAUAAAAGCCUUGCGAUUUACAUGGAGUGAUGGAAGAGAAAUCAUAAGCAAUGAUGAGGAAGUUAUUUGA